This is a messenger RNA of Frankliniella occidentalis (western flower thrips), 1024 nucleotides long. RefSeq lists its product as uncharacterized. Bases 76 to 558 code for a protein of 160 amino acids. The transcript is spliced from 3 exons. The record is from RefSeq and is a predicted model, not a curated record. NCBI's taxonomy places the organism in Eukaryota, Metazoa, Arthropoda, Insecta, Thysanoptera, Thripidae.
GCGAGCGGGUAUAUAUGGAAGUCGGUCGGCCGGCCGCGGGUACACACACCAUUCCGACGCACCAAACGCACCACGAUGCUGACCGCGAUCGCUCUGCUGGGCUGGACGGCGCUCGGCCUGCCGCCGGCGCCCGCAGCCGCGCUGGACUUGGACUGGGGACUCGAAGGCGCGUCCCUCGACGCGGCCCACUACUACGGCGACGUCGACGGUUACGAGCCCGCCGGCGGCGGCCUGCAGGACGCACUCCUGGACGUGAGCGAGGUGGACGGCACCUCCCGCCUGCGGCCAGCCGGCGCCAGCGCGGACCUGCCCGUCGUCCUGGUCCCCGGGCUGGAGGACGACCCGCGGCCGGCGAUCGGCGUGGGCGACUCGCUGCUGAACGUGCUGCUGGCCGUCAACGGGCUGGACCCCUCGCUGCUGUCGCUCAACCGGGUGGACGACACGCUGCUGCGGCCUGGCAAGCGCUGCAGCGUGCACACGUGUCGCGGCCAGUGCGGGCGCCACGGCUGCCCCGGCGGCUACUGCGACAGGGCGAGGCGCUGCCGCUGCCUGUGCUGACCAGUGCUGCUGACCGUGCUGCUGACCGACUGCAUCCACGAACUGACCGCGGCUGCCUGCCUGCUGAUCAGGUGGCCGCAUGGCUGCUUGUCGCUGACUGACUGCGUGUGAGGAGGCGGGUGAGCUGCAUGCCGGGGCCGACCAGUGCCGACGGACUGCCUCAAACCCACGGCUGCCUGCGUGCUGACCGCGGCCGACUGCAAGCUGACCAGAUGGCCGCACUGAUCGGCUGCCUGUUGCUGACUGGUGCUGACCUGUUGCCGGUGCUGACCAGCUUGUUGACUGACUGAGAGUUCGAAUCUCAACUAAAAUUUGUUUUACUGUAUACAUAUUUCCCCCCUCCAUCACUUAACUGUAGUGGCGAGGGAUACGUAUUGAUAUUAAGCGACUGAUAAAUUUAAAUAGAUUUUAAGGAGUAAUGUAAGCAAUAAAACAAAAGUAUUAUUAAAAUUACAAUCUCACAAAA